Molecule: messenger RNA, 642 nt
Organism: Trematosphaeria pertusa
Lineage: Eukaryota; Fungi; Ascomycota; Dothideomycetes; Pleosporales; Trematosphaeriaceae
Product: acyl-CoA N-acyltransferase
Exons: 2
Coding region: 1-642 (213 amino acids)
Molecular function (GO): acyltransferase activity, transferring groups other than amino-acyl groups
Source: RefSeq, a predicted model, not a curated record
AUGGCUAUCGUCGUACAAGAGGCAUCUGACGCCGAUCUGCGUCGGGCAUGCGAAAUAGAGACCGCCGCAUACGCGAAUAAUCCUUCCAGCCCCAUCCUUUUUCCCGGACCAUUCCCUCCAGACUCGCCUGACAGAAGAGUGAACAACCUCAUCAACAUGAGAAAAGAUGACCCGAGUGCGAGAUACCUCAAAGCCGUCAAGGAUGAGACUGGCGAGAUGACCGCGUUCGCGAAAUGGCAUAUCUACGACACGCCUGAAGCAGCAGAAUUAGCGCGCGAAAGACCAAUAAAUAUCGGUCCUGGCAUGAAUAAGGAAGCGUGCGAGGCUUUCUUUGGCGGCAUGGCGAUGAAGAAGAAAGAAAUCAUGGGGACGAAGCGGCAUCUUUAUCUACACAUGUUACAUACGGAUCCAAAGUACCAAUGUUGCGGUGCUGGAAGCGCAUUGCUCAAGUGGGGUAUGCAGAAAGCAGACGAGCUUGGGUUACCUGUCUACCUUGAAUCAAGUACUGAAGGGCACCAUUUCUAUCAGAAGCACGGAUUUAAGGAUGUUGACGUGCUUCGAAUAGACUUUAGCCAGUUCGGCGGAGGUGAUGUGAUGCAUGUCGCACCGCUGAUGAUCAGAGAGCCUGAGAAGACGACAUGA